Messenger RNA from Moneuplotes crassus, 2594 nucleotides. NCBI's taxonomy places the organism in Eukaryota, Ciliophora, Spirotrichea, Euplotida, Euplotidae. The record is from the annotation of a GenBank genome assembly.
AUUAAAAUAAUUAAGUUCAAAUAAAGAUGAGUCAAGACGAACAUAUGCAAACAUCGAUAGGCAAACCAAGUCAUGCCUCUCUUGAUGGACAUCGUAAGGAUGGUGCUCAUGCAAUGGAAGGAAAUAUUGCUGACCCUGGAGUCGACAUGCAAGGAUCCAACAUGAUUGAACCAUCAAACAGUAUGUUGGGAUCCCACAUGGAUUACAACAAGAAGAGAGGAUAUCUCGAUGUUGAAAACGCAUUCAGAAAGCCCAUGUUCCCUGCUAACCCUCCCAGUGCUACCCCAAUCAUGGCUAAUGGAGGCCAGAUGAGCAGUAUGCUUUCGCAGACAGAACAUCAGAUGACCCAAGUAGUAUGGGGAACCAAUAUAAACACCUCUGAUGCCCAACAAAGGUUCAAGAGUUUCUUGACUAAUUUUACCGAUGAGUCAAAAAGAAAUGCUGUGGAUUCAGCUCCCUAUUACAUGAGCCAAAUGCAUCAGAUCUCAGAGACUCAGAUUUAUGUCUUGAAUAUGGACUGCAAUCAUCUCUAUGAAUUUGAUUCGAAUCUUUAUAAGCAGUUCAUUAAUUUCCCAAGUGAGAUGAUCCCUUAUUUCGAUGCUGUUGUCAACCAGAUGUAUAAAGAACUUUGCCCUGAAGAUGAGUCUGGAAUUGUGAUCCAAGUCAGACCAUUGAAUGUGAGACAUUCAAAGCUCUUGAGAAGUUUAGAGCCAGAAGAUAUUGACAAGCUCAUCUCAGUCAAGGGUAUUGUCAUUAGAGCUUCUGAUAUUAUCCCAGAAAUGAAGGAAGCUCAUUUCAAAUGUGGAGCAUGCAACCACAGACAGUGUGUGCAAGUCUACAGAGCUAAUAUAGAAGAUCCAACUGAGUGUCAAAACUGUAAAUCAAAACACUGCUUUGAGAUCAUUCACAAUAUGUGUAGUUUCGGAGAUAAGCAACGUAUUAAGCUCCAAGAAGUCCAGGAAAACAUUCCUGAUGGAGAUACUCCUCACCAUAUUCAGCUCUGCGUAUUUGAAGAACUAGUUGACAGCGUCAGACCAGGAGACAGAGUUGAAGUUGUUGGUAUCUAUAGAGCUCAAGGAAUGAAAGUAAAUUCCAAAAUGAGAACCAUGAAAAAUAUCUUCGUCACCUAUAUCGAUGUGGUCCAUAUCCAGAAAGUCGAUGCCACCAGAUUCGGAAUUGAGACUGAGGAAAGAGACAUGGAAAUGGACGGAGAAGAAGACGAUAAUAUUGAUGUCUUUCCAGAGGAAAUCGUCACAUUUACACCAGCAGAGAUUCAGCAAUUCAAGGAAUUUGCUUCUGAUAGUAGAUGAUACGAGAGACUUGUGGCAAGCCUAGCCCCAAGUAUCUGGGAGAAUGAUGAUAUUAAGAAAGGUGCUCUAGCACAGCUGUUCGGUGGAACUCACAGAGAUUUUUCUGAAAGUGGAAGAGGAAGAUUUAGAUCAGAGAUUAAUGUUCUCUUGGUCGGCGAUCCUUCUACUGCUAAAUCCCAGGUCCUUCAAUAUGUUCAUAGAAUUGCUCCAAGAGGAAUUUAUACUAGUGGUAAAGGAUCCUCUGCUGUGGGUCUUACUGCUUACGUUACAAGAGACCCAGAGACAAAAGAGCUAGUCCUUGAAAGUGGUGCCCUUGUACUCUCUGAUAAGGGUAUUUGCUGUAUUGAUGAGUUCGAUAAAAUGGAUGACAGCACAAGAGUUAUCCUUCACGAAGCAAUGGAGCAACAGACCAUCUCUAUUGCUAAGGCAGGAAUUAUUUGUACCUUGAACUCAAGAACUGCAAUUCUAGCUGCUGCUAAUCCAAUUGAUUCUAAAUACAAUCCUAAAAUGUCUGUUGUUGAUAACAUCAGACUUCCACCAACUCUUCUCUCAAGAUUUGACUUGAUCUAUCUAGUCCUCGAUAGAUCCUCCAAAGUAACUGAUAGAAGGCUUGCCAACCACAUUGUCUCCUUAUUUGGAGAGGAAGAAAGAGGAGCUGAGAACAAAGACGAGAUCACCAGGGAGUUCAUGACUAAGUACAUCUCAUAUGCUAGGAAAGAGAUUCACCCUGAAAUCACUGAAGAAGCUGCUAGCCUCCUUUCUGAGGAAUACCUCAAGAUGAGAAACAUCGGAAGCGCUUUCAAGACUAUCACAGCUACCCCAAGACAACUUGAAAGUCUUAUCAGACUUUCCGAAGCUCUUGCUAAAAUGAGACUUUCCUCAGAAGUUUCAAGAGGAGAUGUAGAGGAAGCUGUGAGGCUGAUCAAGGUUGCCACCCAGCAAGCUGCCACUGAUCCAACUACAGGAAAGAUCGAUAUGGAUAUCCUCACAAGUGGAGUUUCUUCAACUAGAAGAGACAUCAUCACAUCUAUUUCCCAAGUCAUCAGGCAAUUGCUAAAGGAAGACGAGGAGAGAUCUAGACAUGGAGUUCAAUUCUCACAUUUAAGAGAGGAAGUUAAACUCAGGAUGAUGAAGAAUAACAUGGAACUCCAUGAUAUUGAUUUUAGAAAUGCAGUCAGAGAGCUCGAGGAUCAGCACUUUGUUGGAUUAUUCAGACAUGUUCAGAAUCCAAUUGUAAGGCUGCUAGAAAAUAACACUUCUCUGAUGUAAUUCAAUAAGCAAUAA